Messenger RNA from Fusarium poae, 885 nucleotides. RefSeq lists its product as uncharacterized. The record is from RefSeq and is a predicted model, not a curated record. The coding region runs from base 1 to 885 and encodes 294 amino acids. Gene Ontology annotation, molecular function: protein binding. The transcript is spliced from 3 exons. NCBI's taxonomy places the organism in Eukaryota, Fungi, Ascomycota, Sordariomycetes, Hypocreales, Nectriaceae.
AUGCCUUCCGAUCAGCAUGAGGACUCGGUGGAGCCUACCGGCGACGUCGAGAUGACCGAGACCGUCCAGAACACCCAAGAGACAUCACAAGAGAAUACCCAAGAAGACACCCACAAUGGCGAGGCCGAGCAGAACGAGAAUGCAGACGAAACAGCGCUUGAGAUUGUCGAAUCUGAAGUCGCCCAGCCUCGAAUUACCUUUGCCAAUUACCUUUCGAGCCCUAUCGUCACUCUCCUCAUCGGCUCAAGUGAUCAGUCUAUCCUCUCAGCGCAUCAGGGCCUUUUGAUGCAAAGUCCUUACUUUAAGGAUAUCUGCGACCACUUUGUUGAGGACGGCAGCCCCCGUCAGAUUGAGCUCCCCGAAUACGACAUCGACACUGUCGGAAGCUUCCUCGAGUACCUCUACACGGGCGAGUACUUCCCCAAGAAGAUCCCCGGCCAGCGCGUCCUCGAGACCGACCCCGCGAUUCCUGCUGUGGACGACAGCGGCGACCAGCUCCUCAAGCACGCCCGCAUCUACACGCUCGCCGAGAAGUUUGGCGUCGACGGUCUCAAGACACUCUCCAGCUCCAAGAUCCACUGCGUCAACUCGACAGCCAAGGGCGAGAUCGCAUACGCUCGUUACGUCUACGCCUUUACCAACAACGACGAUGUCACAAUUCGCGCUCCUGUCGCGAGCUUCUGGGCUACGCGCUCGCACACCCUCCGUUCCGAGGCCGAGGCCGAGUUCAAGGCUCUGUGCUUGGAGCACCCCCAAUUCGGAUACGAUGUUCUCACCCGUGUCUUGGACGACAAGCUCAAGAGAGAGCGCAACGACAAGAUGCACCCUGCUACCAGCAGCACCCGAAAGCGCGCCCGUCACAGCAGCGGCUCGCGUGCCGAAUAA